This is a messenger RNA of Argentina anserina (silverweed cinquefoil), 1169 nucleotides long. Its product is annotated as hypersensitive-induced response protein 1. Bases 128 to 982 code for a protein of 284 amino acids. The transcript is spliced from 6 exons. The record is from RefSeq and is a predicted model, not a curated record. Lineage: Eukaryota; Viridiplantae; Streptophyta; Magnoliopsida; Rosales; Rosaceae.
AUUUCGAUAAAGUCGAAGCUUUUCUUCAAUCUUGCUUGAAAAGUUUGUCGAAAUUCAUCGAUUUCUAUUCGCUGCGUGUCUUUAACCUAACCCAGUUCUGUGCAGUCUGUACUGUAGUAAGGAGAACAUGGGUAAUCUAUUUUGUUGUAUACAAGUCGAUCAAGCUACAGUAGCUAUGAGGGAACGAUUUGGUAAGUUUGUGGAAGUUCUGGAGCCUGGAUGCCAUUGCAUGCCUUGGUUUCUUGGGCAUCAAGUUGCUGGUCAUCUCUCUCUGCGUUUGCAGCAAUUGGAUGUGCGUUGUGAGACCAAGACCAAGGACAAUGUUUUUGUCAAUGUUGUUGCCUCUAUUCAAUAUCGUGCUCUGGCAGACAAAGCAAAUGAUGCUUUCUACAAACUCAGUAACACUAGGUCUCAAAUUCAGGCCUAUGUUUUUGAUGUGAUCAGAGCGAGCGUUCCUAAGCUUCUUCUGGAUGAUGCUUUUGAGCAAAAGAAUGAAAUUGCAAAAGCUGUGGAAGAUGAGCUUGAGAAGGCCAUGUCUGCUUAUGGUUAUGAGAUCGUACAAACUCUCAUUGUUGACAUAGAACCAGAUGAGCAUGUAAAGCGUGCAAUGAAUGAAAUCAAUGCUGCUGCAAGAAUGAGGGUGGCAGCUAAUGAGAAGGCAGAGGCAGAGAAGAUUUUGCAAAUUAAACGAGCUGAGGGUGAGGCUGAGUCCAAGUACCUGUCUGGGCUGGGUAUAGCUCGUCAGCGUCAAGCAAUUGUAGAUGGUCUGAGAGACAGUGUGCUGGGAUUUGCUGUUAAUGUUCCAGGGACCACUGCGAAAGAUGUCAUGGACAUGGUUCUUGUCACUCAAUAUUUUGACACAAUGAAGGAAAUUGGUGCCAGCUCGAAAUCCUCUGCUGUGUUCAUUCCCCAUGGUCCUGGUGCCGUUCGUGAUGUAGCUUCUCAGAUCCGUGAUGGACUUCUUCAGGGUUCUCACCAGUAGUUGCACAGUUCUACAAGCUUCUCGUUAUAUUAGAUUUUGGGAUCAUUUUGAUGUUCAGUGUGUUCUAGAUUCUGAUUCCUGGUCUCCUUGUUUCUUCAUUAGUGCUGCUGUAAAGGCUUUUAAGAUUUGUGGUUAGUCGUAUAUCAAUCUUAUUCAAGGGCCCUAGUUCUUCGUCUUCAAACUUGAA